UGGGGUUUCAGUUUAGUUGGCCAUGGCACUCCAGUCAGUUGAAAACCCACGUAGAUGAGCCGCCUGCCCACUCCACCGAUUACUGAUUAAAUAAUUAUUUGCAAGCGAUUAUGGAUCUAUGUCUUCAGGGCUCGCAGAUAAACCUCGCCACACGACAGAAAUCGAAACCGAAGUACAACAGCCGCUCGUUGACGACUCUCCACAAUCCGAGUCCUCCGCACUUUCGGCCCCGUUCGGCAAACUUUCUGCAGCAACGCAGUCGCUCCUCGCCCUUCCUGGGACGACCACAGUCCGCGGAUCCGAAGUUCGGCCAACGGCUGAGCAACUACUUCAACGACAAGGACCUCAAGUCACACAACAAGCGGCAAGUGUCUUCCAACGACUUGCUCAAGUCCCUGCUGGGCGAGCCCAUCAGGCGUAGCUGGUUGUGCCGCAGCGCGUGCAACUCCUCGGAGUCGGACUUAUCCUCGCACAAGCGCACCCCCGACAGCAGCGAGGGGGAGCAGCAGCAGCAGCAGCAGCAGCAUUUUGAGCGCUUCCUGGUGAAUAUGCCCGCCGGGGGGGAUAAGAACAACAAGUCCUUUGCCUCCAACUGGAGCCAGGGUCUGGGCCUCAGCAAUGCGGCCCUGCUGCAGAAGACGGCCAAGCCGGAUCUGCCGGGGCGUGUGUCCUUCAGCAAGCCCAACAUGCAGCACGAUGCCGACUCCAGCGACUGCGACAAUGACAAGCAGGAAGCGCGGCCCAGCAUCUCCGCCCCCGGCCCCCUCACGCUGCCCAGUUUCCUGCCCCACGGCAGCAAGGCGGAGCCGCCGCCGGAUGCGUCUGGCCAGAAGAAAUCCGUGCACUUUGGCUCCACCGCAGCGGGCGAGGUGGGGGGUGUUCUGGCCGAGACGUACGAGUACCCCAAGUGCCCCUCGGAGAACUGCACCUGCAGCACGCGCUCCUCCUCCACCACCAGCACGAAUGAGGCCUCCUCCUCGGCUGAGGUCAGGUGUGCCUGCGACGCGCCCAGCUGUCGCUAUUUGGAGUCCACUCCGCUGCUGGACAUGGCGCUUCCUCCUGCUCCUUCUGCGCCCUCUGCUCUUCAGGUGGUUCCCCCCAAGGCUUCCACGCCAGAGCUGAACGUCAUAAGGGAGUACAAGCAGGCAGUGGGGGUGCAGGUGCAGGUGCAGCUCGUGAGGAAUCAUCUCGCCAUGGAGCCAACAUUGAACAACAUUGCCAAGCCGCUGCCCAGCUAUCUGGACAAGUAUGCACCACUUCCACUUCCACUUCCAGUUGCAGUUGCAGUCCCGCCAGCUGCCAAGGAAAAGCAGAACAAUCUGUCCGAGACCAAGAACCUGGCCACUGCCAUUCCGAGUGGUCCGAGUCCCAAGGAUAACGGCCCCCCCUACAGAGCCAGUGCCAGCGGUCGCAAUUUUGGGGCCGAGAACAACUUUCUGCCAGCAGUGAUCCACGAAGAUCGACGACAGUUUGGCAAUGGCAAUGGCAAUGGCAAUGGCAAUGGCAACAGCAGCGCAGACUCCGUCAUCAGCAACUACCUAAAGGUGGCAUCCACUCCGCCAUUUGUGGGUAAGAAGAAGGAGAACGUCAAGCCAGCCAGUGCCGAGGCCAGCAGCAACAGCAACAGCAACAAAUCGAAGCUGCCAAAGACAAACUGUCCAGCUGGGAAGACGCUCAAGAAGGCGGUCAGUGUGGGCAGCCUGCGGGAGGAGCGGAAGCUCAGUGAGUACAAUCUGGACAAGGUGGAUAGCUGGAUGAGCAUGCAGGAGCAGAAGCAGACACUGGCCCAGUUUGAGGCGUUGCACAAGCAGGGCCUUGCCCUGGAUGGACUGGAGGAGGCCAAUGACAUCGACAGUGGGUCGCAGCUGUCGCUGAAGUCAAACGAGGAGGACUCCAGGGACUCCACCUACGAUGAGAUCGUGUCGGUGAUCAAGGAGAUCGAAGAGGACAAGAAGAGAGAUAACUAUGCCGAACGUCUGCCCGGCGACCUAAAGCUCAACCUGAAGUUGGAUUCCCAUUCCCGCUGCGAAACCGCCGAGACAGAGGUGACUCUGAGUGAGGCAGCUGUCCAGGAGAGCGGCGACAAGUACAAGGACAUCCUGGCCUAUCUGAACAAUGUGGAGAGCAGCUGUGACAAGACGCUGAUGGAAACGCGUCGCUCCAUGCCGGACAGCAAUCGCUCGGAGGUUGAGUUUGUGGUGGAGCCCGACAUAACGGACGAAGUGCCCAAGCUAUCGGAACUGCUGAUGCUGCCCAAUCAUCAGCUGGCCCGCCGCGUCAUCGGCCUGAGCCUGCGCGCCAAUGAGCUGGCCAAUGCCAUUCACAUGUCCAAGGAGCAUGUGCUGCAGUUGCGCGAGGAUAAGCAAAAGUCGCUGCGUGCCGAGAAGAGCAGCAAUGCCGGCAAGCUGCGCGACCAGAAGAAACACUACGAGGAGGUGGUGACCCGCCAUCAGGGCUUCAUUGAGCAGCUGCUGAAGGACAAGGGAUCGCUGUGCGAGAAGGUGGCUGCCCUGACGCGCCGUCUGGAGAGCCAGAACCAGGCCUGGGAGCAUCGACUGGAGACGGAGCUGGCGCGGGCCAAGGAGACGACACUGGCCGGCGAGAAGAUCCGACGCGAGCGCUGGGUCCGCGAGAACACCAAGAAGAUCAAGGAGCUGACGGUGAAGGGCCUGGAGGCGGAGAUCAACAAAAUGAACUGCGACCAUCAGCGGGAGGUGACGGAGCUGAAGCGCAGCCAUCAGAUGCAGUUGCUGGACGCCCUCGAGGAGGCGCGCCUGAAGCACGAGCAGAUCGAGACGGGCAUACGGGAGAGCUGUGCACAGGAUCGCGAGUCCAUAAUCGAGAAGGAGCGCACGGCCAUUCGGGAACGCUUCGAGCGCCAGCUGCAGGAGGAGCAGAGUGCCCAGGCGGAGCAGCGGCAAAAGCUGAGCGAGGAAUUCGCCGCCGAACGGGAGCGCCUGCAGACGGAGUUGCGGCAGAAGGAGGGCGACUACCAGGCCAAGCGCCAGGAGGCGCAACGCGAGCAGGACAGCGAACUGGAGCAGGCCAAGUUCGAGAUGCAGGAGCGGAUGGCCAAGCAGGAGGAGAAGUACCAAAACCGCAUCAACACCAUCGAGCAGCAGUACCUGUCCGACUUCGAGCUGUGGAAGGCGGAGUACGAGAACAAGUGCAAGAUGGACCAGGCCGAGAAGGAGAAUGCCAUCAGGCAGCACUAUCGGGCGGAGCGCGAUCGCCAGUUGGACGAGCUGGUGGUGCGUAUGGAGGCCGAUGCCCUGCAGAACGGCGAGGAGCACGAACAGAAGAUCGCUCGCCUCAAGGACAAGUACGAGAAGGAUCUGACCCUGGCCGAGAGUGUGGAGAAGUCGCUGAGGGAGAAGUAUGCCGAGACGCGGGGCAAGCUGGCCGAGGCCGAUGCCCAGAUGCGCAACUCCCAAGCGGAGGUCCAGCAACUGCAGCUGGAGCUCAGGCACAGCAAGAAGAUGUGCGGCGACAUCAUCAGCGAGCGCGACAAACUGCGCGACAAUCUCAAUGCGGACAUUCAGAGCGAGCUGAGCGUCCUCAGCGAGCGCCACAAGCAGGAAAUGGAGCAGCUGCAGAAACGGGUCCACCAAACCAUUCACCGGCAGGAGGAAACCAUAGAGAUACUGAAGGGCGACAACGAUGGGCUGCGACAGCAGUGCCUCAAGCUGAAUGCUGUCAUUCGGCAGCAACGCAAGGACUAUUGCGUCAAGUAGUUGUGGCAGUGCCAGUAGCUAGGAUAGUAGAUAGCUUCAUAAACAUGAAUACUUCCAGCGAGUAAAAAAGGAACAAUUAGAAAUGUAACCGCUUCAUGCAUUUUGUUUAUUGAUAUCCCGCGAAUUACGAAUUGCUGUCUACAUGUGUACUAGAAACUAGAUCUGGUUUAUCUACCGCAGCCAGUGCCGUGCCGUCGUGGUUCAGGCAUCGGCAACGAAUUGUAGCCACUCGAAUAUCUGCUGAACUCUCGCUUCUGCUUGCAGAACACAGAUUCCGCGCAGACAAACAUCUUCGUUUCCCCACAGUCGUCAGAGCGGACAGUGAAGGUUUUCUCUCUCCCAGCCUUGACAAGGCCACAGUGAUGGUCUGCGUUCAAAUUAUGUGCGGCUGGCAAGGAGGGCUUCUUGAACUUAUUUGUCACGUAUGACCAUUUCGGCUGGAAAUGUUUGUUCAAGCCAAACCAGUACUCCGAGUGACUUACACUGAGGGAGUUCAGAAUUUCAAAGUGUUUGGGUGUAUCAAAGUCUGCCAGGCACAUGCUCAUUCCCAUGCAUAUGUUUAAUGCACCGGUCCAGUUUCGCUACGUGAACGAGAUCUGU
This is a messenger RNA of Drosophila obscura, 4334 nucleotides long. It is a transcript of the gene dila, whose product is annotated as centrosomal protein of 131 kDa. Bases 111 to 3734 code for a protein of 1207 amino acids. Lineage: Eukaryota; Metazoa; Arthropoda; Insecta; Diptera; Drosophilidae. The transcript is spliced from 9 exons. The record is from RefSeq and is a predicted model, not a curated record. Gene Ontology annotation, biological process: regulation of centrosome duplication; cilium assembly; intraciliary transport involved in cilium assembly. Gene Ontology annotation, cellular component: centriolar satellite.